CCCCUGUCCACGACACCAGACGCCCGAACCGCACGUUGAACCCCGCGAUCGAUCGUGCAGUUGUAUCUCUCAGAUCACCAUGGCGGCGACCUGCAAGUAGAGAAGGAGAAGUUGUUUGUCGCGCGGCCGGAACUUUGAUCGGAACAGGAUCCCAUCAGCUGUUUCCUUAGGUCUGAUUUUCCAUCGUGGCUCGUCGUGUACUAUCCGGGCAGUAAUGGAAUCUGUCACUAGGUUGCCAAUGCAGAUGAAUGAGGAAGGUUUUGGCACACCUAUAAAGAAAGCAAAUGUUCCUCUCUCUUGUUCGUCUUUUACACCUGAAUGUGAAGAUAAUCUGAAGCCUAAAUUAGGAAUGACAUUUGAGGGGCUAGAGGCUGUGGAGAAGUUCUACAAGCACUAUGCACAUGAAUCUGGUUUUGGAGUUCGUGUUGGACAACAGAAGAAGAUAGACAAUGAGGUAGUUCGCACUAAACGGUACAUGUGUAACAGGGAAGGAUUCAAGUCUGAGAAGGCUAAUGAGGUCGCUGAUCCAUCAAAAAAAAGGCGUAAGAACACGGCGACAAGAUGUGGUUGUGAUGCACAUAUCUUUGUGAAGCUAUGUGGAAAUGAUACAUAUAAGAUAGAAUCAUGGAUUGAGAACCACAAUCAUGGUCUUGUGUCACCUGAUAAGCGUCAUAUGAUCAGAUCGAAUCGUCGAGUUAGUGAGAGGGCCAAGAAUGCAUUGUACACAUGCCACAAAGCAAGCAUAGGCACAUGUCAGGCAUACAGGCUGCUCCAAGUCAGCGAGGGUGGGAUUGAUGGUGUUGGAUGCACAAAAAGAAAUUUUCAAAAUUACUAUCGUGACCUCAGGUAUAAAAUUAGGAACGCGGAUGCCCAAAUGUUUGUUGCCCAACUAGCUAGAAAGCAGGAAGUUAAUUCGGCCUUCUUCUAUGAUUUUGAAGUGAGUGAUGAAGGAAAUUUGAAGUAUGUGUUCUGGGCAGAUGCCACAAGUAGAAAGAACUACAAACACUUUGGCCGUGUGGUAUCGUUUGAUUCAACAUACACUACUAAUCAGUACAACAUGAUAUUUGCACCAUUUACGGGGGUUAACCAUCAUUUACAAAGUGUAUUUUUUGGAGCUGCAUUUUUGCUAAAUGAGCAGGAGGAGUCAUAUGUUUGGUUAUUUAAGACCUUCUUGAAGGCAAUGGGAGGUGAAGCGCCGGGACUCAUCAUAACUGACGAAGCUCGCAGCAUGAAGAAUGCAAUUAAUAUAGUUUUUCAAGGAAUCAUACACAGAUUGUGCAUGUGGCAUAUAAUGGAUAAACUUCCAGAGAAGGUUGGACCAGUGAUUAGGGAAGAACCAGAAUUUUGGAAGAGGAGGAAUGCAUGUGUAUGGGGUUCGGAAACCCCGACUGAGUUUGAGUCGGAGUGGAAUUCCGUAAUUGCAGACUUCGGUUUGGAGGAGAAUGAGUGGUUUACGAAAAGGUUCAGUCUUCGAGAGUCAUGAAUACCAGCCUACUUUAUGGAUAUACCACUGGCAGGCAUUCUCCGAACAACUUCAAGGUCGGAAAGUGCAAAUUCAUUUUUCAACCAUUUCAUCCAUCGCAAGCUCACCCAUGUUGAGUUUUGGCUUAGGUUUGACACAGCUUUAGAAUGCCAACGACAAGAGGAGUUGAUUGCCGACAACUCAACCAUCCAUAGCACCCCUCAAUUAGUGACACCAUGGGCGAUCGAGAAACAAGGCAGUGAAGUGUUCACAUAUGAGGUGUUUGAGAAAUUUCAGAAACAAAUUAUUGCUGCUAGAGACCAUUGUUGUGUUCAAGGCAUUACACAAGAUGAGGGAAUAAAACUUGUGACCUUCAGAACCGGUGCUAGUAAGGUAAGG
Molecule: messenger RNA, 1861 nt
Organism: Lolium perenne
Lineage: Eukaryota; Viridiplantae; Streptophyta; Magnoliopsida; Poales; Poaceae
Product: protein FAR1-RELATED SEQUENCE 5
Molecular function (GO): zinc ion binding
Source: RefSeq, a predicted model, not a curated record